UGGCUUUUGAACCAGCAAGGCCGAGCGUGGCAGCCAGCACGAGGAGAGCGCAAAAGCGCGCCGCUUCGAGCCCCUUUGUCAAGACGCAGCCUCGCAGCUCGCGCUUCUCCGGCGCGCGAUACAAACUCCAAGUACACGCAGCGCGGCGAUGGCUUGAACGCCUUUACAGCCCUCGGCGGCGCGAGUGAUCUCGUUGCCUUAGAAAACGAAAUCGCAUGUCCCUCUACGACUCGCUCUACCACCAGAAGCGCGCUGCAAAGCUCGCCGAAGCCAAGUUGGCGGCCGAAGAUGCUCUCAUGCGUAAGCCAAGCCCGACGGCGGCCACGAACCAAGGUUCGCGUGCCACCGCGUUCGGGCGCAGCACGACCCCGACAAUUGUCCCCCAGCGUGCGACGACAACUGUCCCGGUGACUGCGCGAUCGAUCGCGCAGUCGAGCGUGCGAUCGACGAUUCGGUCGACGCCAACGCCCGCCACGACGGCGGUGCAACCUCUGACGGCAAGCAGCCGCAGCUCAACCACCGCCGCGCAGCGUCGCACACCGGAGACGAAAGUUGCGACUGCGCCGUCAAGUGCCACCACGGAUGUCACGCCGGCUAGCGCGGCAUCGACGACCACGACUGAGGCGAUCCUCGGUCAGCUGUGUUCGGAAGUUGCAACUCUCCAAGAGCAGGUCGUCGAUCUCCAAGCCAGCCUCGACGCGUCACGGCCAAGACACGCAGCUCCGAGCUUGUCCUUGCCCACGCCCAGCACGACGCUGAUCUCGAGACGCUUGGAGCUCAACUUCAAGCUUCGCGGGAUGCCGUUGCGCAUCUUGGGGGGUCGCUUGAAGCUUCGGAGCAUGCGGCAGCUACCGGUGCCUCCGACCUCGACGCUGGACGGUCCGAUCUCGCCGCUGCUCGGUCGCAGCACGACGCCGACGUCGAGUGACUGGACGCCGAUGUCAAGCGACUGGAAGCCAGCCUCGAGGAAACGGCACGGCAUUGUAAAUAGCAGCCAAUAGACUCACCGAAUCCGUUCUUAUACCUACCUCGCCAGGGUUCGUCAGCCGAGGUGGAGCGAUGCGGUGAGUCAAGAUUGCCGACGCGCACGUAUCUAAGCGCAAACACUGAGUGCGUCCUCACCGCCUUGGCUUCUUUGUGAGCAUCUUCUCACUUCUCAACGUUUCCUCCAUGGUAGUCUCUCCACUACUGUUACUCCUCUGUAGGUGCGACCUCUGACGUAACCACUGGCGGCGUACCUCUCCGAGUACUUGCCAUGGCAAGGCACGCUUACGACACCAGAGACGUUUGCUAACUACACGGAAUUCAACACCGCGUACCUCGCAAGGCACCAGUAACGCUACUCGAAUACGACGCUGCCGGCGGGAACGGUCGACGCGUUUGAUGAGGCCAGGAACACUCAAGUGACGCGAUCGCUACUUCGCUUGCAUCACCCGCCAAUGGACACAGCAGCGUGUUCCUCCAGUGCACUGCUGGGACUCCCAGGACUUGUCUCGUACACCGAGUAACAAAUCGAACUGCUCUGCCGAACGGUUACAACCAAUGCGACGACGCCAUCCCAAGAAGGCUUGUGCUCGAAUUCGCUUCUUU
Messenger RNA from Saprolegnia diclina VS20, 1590 nucleotides. RefSeq lists its product as hypothetical. The record is from RefSeq and is a predicted model, not a curated record. NCBI's taxonomy places the organism in Eukaryota, Oomycota, Saprolegniomycetes, Saprolegniales, Saprolegniaceae. The coding region runs from base 216 to 1001 and encodes 261 amino acids. The transcript has a single exon.